Messenger RNA from Gastrolobium bilobum, 2248 nucleotides. RefSeq lists its product as uncharacterized. Lineage: Eukaryota; Viridiplantae; Streptophyta; Magnoliopsida; Fabales; Fabaceae. The transcript has 8 exons. The record is from RefSeq and is a predicted model, not a curated record. Gene Ontology annotation, molecular function: zinc ion binding. Gene Ontology annotation, biological process: chromatin remodeling. Bases 517 to 2010 code for a protein of 497 amino acids.
AAAAUUGACAGAGGAAAUUGGUGGGGCUACAUGACUCUAAAGUCACCUAUAUAUUUGUGCAUGAUUGUGUAAAUAAAGAAUAAGGCAAGUGACAUUCAUAGAAAAUUGAAUGGAGAGAAAGGUUUUGGGACAAGAUCCAUCAAGAAACAGAAGGGUUAUUUGCUUUUUGGCAUUUAAGGUUUGAAUGGUAUUAGCAUAUAUAGAUAGAUAUUUGUGAAGGGAAGGGCUUCUCUUUAAAAGUUAAAACCUAUUUGUGAGUCGGGGCACGACACUCUUUGGGUUUGGGUAUUGAGGUCUCAACUCUCAACUCAAUGCAAGCCCUUUGCUUGUUCCCUUCCCAUUUCUGAUCCGAUUAGGUGGCCAUUAGUGAGUUGACUGGAUGGAAUUGGUAGACAUACUUCCAAUGGUUCAAUAAUCUUGAAUUUGAAACAUGGAAAGGCUGUUAUCUGAACUCUUUAUGUUUGGGACUCUGUAGCAAUAUACAACAUAUUUUUUCUGAAUUUGAUUCAGGUGAUAAUGUUAAUACAAAGUUCUCUUGGUUCAGUUGAAGCUGGUCUAUGUUACGUAUCUGAUGAUGAGAAAGAUGUUCUAUGUGACCGGAUGCCUAGUGAUGAAACUUGGCAGGUGUGUCUGAAAUGCAACAAGUACCCCCUUAACUGGUGUAGAAAAGCUGAACCAAUGGAAGAGAAUGGAAGGAAUGCUGAUGGUCCUCGCAAUGCAAACUUUCUAAGUAGCUUUGGUCGGCCAUCAACUGCAAGUAUAAUGACUGAAAACACUGCACGUAAUAUGGUAUACAGGAGAAAGAAGCUACGUAAGGACUCAAUUACCUCUCUUUUUAAGCAAGGGCCAACUAAUAUGCAGACAAGUGUCAAUUGCCCUUCAGUUAUAAGUUCCUCUGCGCGUUUAUCAUCAGCUGAGGAUCAGCCAGCUGGUUUUCAAGUUAAGCAUCAAAUUGAAAUGGUUAAAGAUCCUACUGUGCCAUCUGUUUCAUUUGAUGGAGUAGCCAAAGAUAACAGACAAAACACCGUAGGUAUUGACAGUGUAAAUGAUAGUUGCUCCUCUUCAAAGUCAAAUAUUGAACCUGCUUCAGAUUCCAUAGAAACUGAAAUGGAUGAAUCUGGUGAAUGCUCCUCCUCCAGUGUAAUAGUUAUAGAUGCCACAAGGGAAGAAUUAACUGAAAAGGAUUUCUGCAUUAAUAUAUUAAGAAGCCAUGGACUUCUUGGAAGAGAUUCUCUUGCAGAUAAUUUGGAUUCAGUGGAAAAUGCUGUUACCACUGGUAAUAGCUGCUGUUCCAGGUCAUGCAAAAUAUGUGGUAAUUUGGACAGUUCAUUGAAGAUGCUUUUAUGUGAUCGUUGUGAAGAUGCAUAUCAUCCAUCUUGCUACAAUCCACGUUUGAAAAAAUUACCAAUUGACGAGUGGUUUUGUCAUUCAUGUCUUAAAAAAAGGCAGAAAAUUCUUAAGGAGACAAUUAUCAGAUCACCAGGCCACCAGAGUGAUAUGGGCAAAUGUAGAACUGCCUCAGUUAAGGCUGAAUUGAAUCCCAUACUAAUGAUGUUGAGAGACACUGAGCCAUAUACAACCCGUGUGAGGGUUGGCAAAGGUUUUCAAGCAGAAGUACUUGACUGGUCAGCGCCAAUAAGAAGUGAUGAAGAUGAUCUUCCUGAACCAUUUGAAAUUAAUCCUUCAGAAUUUUCUAGACUACAGGAAGAGAAUCUGAGAAAUCCAACUAGACUCAGUUCCAUUGGUAAUUGGCUUCAAUGUCGGGAGGUUAUAGAUAGAGCCAAUGGAACUGUAUGUGGUAAAUGGCGCAGGGCUCCGCUUUUUGAAGUUCAAACUGAUGAUUGGGAAUGCUUCUGUGCAAUCCAUUGGGAUCCAUAUCAUGCUGAUUGUGCUGUACCUCAGGAGGUGGAAACAGAUCAAGUUCUGAAGCAACUCAAGUAUAUAGAAGCGCUGAGGCCGCGACUUGCUCCUAAACAAAGAAAUUCAGAUAGAACGAAUAAUGGUGAUUGAAGAAUCAGCAGUCUGGUGAGAAAGCUCGUUUUGUUCUUGUUCUUGUAUAUUGUCCAAUCUGGUCAUACAAACCCAAAUUGAGAUUGUUCCAUGCCAUCCACUGGCAUUUUGCUUUUUAGGCAUUAUAAGCCGGCUUUCGAGAUGUUUCAUACAUGUUUUUUCUUUCGAAUUUUGUAUACAUGGUUUUGCUUAAGGUGACCAAUCCUUUAAAACGAAACUAUAGCUCUAAAUAACAUUC